GUUAGCUCCGCCACACAGUCGCUGGAAGGCAAGCUGAGAGCUUCGUCCAGUCUGCUCUGCCUCCAUCUGUCCAUCCAGAAGGGCCAGCACUGAACGGUCGGGUGCCGCAGGAAUAUGACCAGGGUGCAAGCCUAAGUCACCACGAGACUGGACUGCGCGCACUUUGCUCAGGGCAUUGGUGAUUCAGCACAAAAUGAGGAAGUCUCAGCACUUUCCACUAGUUGCCCUCCUGGGCUUGGUAUUGAUAGCCUGGCACUCUCCUGUCAAAGCUCAGGCUGCCAGCGCCCCGGCUGUGACCGCAGAUAUAAUCUUUCUAGUGGAUUCAUCCUGGAGCAUUGGCAAAGAUAACUUCCAAUUCGUCAGGGAGUUUCUGUACAAAGUGGUAAAGGCUUUAAAGACGGGCGGCGGCGACUUUAAGUUCGCCUUGGUGCAGUACAGCGGAUCCCCCAAAACUGAGUUCCAGUUGAGCACCUACGCCAGCGUGCAGGAUGUGCUCUUCCACAUUUGGAGCAUGCCGUACUUGGGGGGCGGCACCAGGACGGGCCUGGGCUUGGAGUACCUGAUCGAGCAGCACCUGACGGCGGCGGCCGGCAGCAGAGCCAGCGAGGGCGUGCCUCAGGUGGUGGUGGUGCUGACGGACGGCCGCUCCCAGGACGACGUCAUCCCGCCGUCGUCGGUCCUCCAGUUAGCCGACGUCGACGUGUUCGCUGUGGGAGUGCAUCACGCGGUCGAAUGGGAGCUCAAGGAGAUGGCCAGCAAGCCGCUAGAGAGGCACAUGUACAACGUAGCCAACUUCAGUGCCUUGCGCGACGUAGUAGGCGAUUUAGUGGACAAUGUGUACGCCGCCGUGGCUCCGUCUGCGCCGGCGGAAGUGGCAGGAGUAAAUUCGGACGUUUCAGCACAAGAGUCGACCGACCUUUUAUUCGUAAUUGACGGAUCAGACAACAUCGGAGCUGCUAACUUCCCGCUUGUCCGCGAUUUUGUUCUUAAUUUCAUUGACAAUCUCGAAGUGGGAGCGGACACGAUAAGAGUUGCUGUAAUGCAGUAUAGCAAUGAGCCUCAGACUGAGUUCUAUUUAAAUACGUACGGCACCAAAACCCAAGUUCUGGAUGCUGUGAAGGAACUCAGGUUCAAAGGAGGAGAAGAGGCUAACCUCGGCGCCGCUCUGGACGCGGUGCUGCAGACCCACUUUACGGAAGGUGCAGGGGGACGAGCAGAUGAGGGGGUGCCCCAGACCGUAGUGGUGGUCAGUGCUGGCAAGUCCACUGACGACUUUAGGCUGGGGGAGAUGGCCCUUAAGCAGGCUAGCAUAUAUACGUUUGGAGUGGGGGCUGGCAUCACGGAGUCCUCCGAACUUGAGCAGAUCGCUACGGACCCCAGCUUUGUGUUUUCAACCCCUGAUCUGAGUGCCAUUGACGUACUGCAGGAUCAGCUGCUGCCAUACGUUAGAGGGGUAGCCCAGCGCACUGUUGUCAUUCAUCGGUCCAGUGUUGUUGGAGAAGCUGUGCAGGUGAGCAGGAGGGACAUCGUAUUCCUUAUCGACGGUACUGCCAACAUGGGCAACACCUAUUUUAUGAGCAUUCGAGAUUUUAUCGCCAAAUUUAUCGAAGAGCUUCCAAUCGGACCAGAUUUGGUUCAGGUUGCUGUGGCACAAUUCACCAAUGACGUGAGAGUCGAGUUUGACCUCAACACCCACGACUCGACCGAAGCAGCCGCCGAGGCGGUCCGCAAGUUGAAAAUACGAGGUGGGCAAGUGGCCAAUGUAGGCGCUGCCCUGGAGUUUGUCAGGAACAACAUGUUCACAAGUGCCAAAGGCAGCAGGAAGGAUGCCAAUGUGCCACAGCUCUUCAUGAUUCUGAGCGCCAGCAGGUCCGCCGAUGACUUCCAGGAUGCCGCCACAGAGCUCAAAGCCAGCGGGGUUCUAACUCUGGCCGCUGGCUCCAAGAAUGCCGACUCUAACGACCUCCAGCAGAUUGCACUGGAUAAAGACACCGUGUUCAUGUUUAAAGAUUUCCGAAUGCUCGCCAGAAACCCCAAAACAAUAAAGGACCUGCUGAAGACCCUGUCUGGAACCAUAAGCACCGAGGGACCGACCGAAGUUAUAGAAACAACAACAUCAGUGCGAAAAGUCGUCCGAGACAUUGUCUUCCUUGUUGACGGAUCUAGCUUGGUCAAUGCUCCCAACUUUAUCCUCGCCCGUGAAUUUAUCGCCAGCGUUAUCAGAAAUCUGCCAGUUAGGCCUGAUCGAGUUCGGAUUGGCCUGCUACAGUUCAGCAAUGAUCAGCGUGAUGAGUUUUUCCUGAAGGACUACUCCACUCAAGAAGAGGUCCUUGCAAAAGUUGGAAAGCUGCGGCCAAAAGGUGGCCAGCCUGUAAAUACCGGUGCCGCCCUCGACUAUGCGCUCAAGAACCAUUUCACAAGGGCAGCGGGUUCAAGGAAACACGAGAGGGUUCAACAAGCUCUCGUGCUCAUUACGAACAGCAAAUCAAAAGAUGAUGUGAAGGUGCCUGCUGAUCGGCUCGCUGCCUCUGGCGUGCUAGUGUACACGGUUGGAGUGGGCCGUGCCGAUUCCCAGUAUUUGGAGUCAAUUGCUUUUCACCCCAGUCUGUCCUUUUAUGAAAGCUCCUUCGCCGGAUUGAAAGAUGUGGUCGGAAGACUGGACGGUCCUUUAGUGUCAGUAGUUGGAGAGGUGGAAGUGAAAAACCAGAAGGAUAUUGUCUUCCUGGUUGAUGGCUCGAACAACGUUGGAGAUGACUUCCCAAGUAUCCGUGACUUCAUUUUACGAUUCAUUGAGCCUCUUGAUAUUGGCAUUGACCAGAUCCGUUUUUCUGUGAUCCAAUAUAGUGACCAGCCAAAUGCUAAUUUUUAUUUGAAUACGUAUUCAACCAAAGAGCAAGUUGUCAGUGCAGUUAAUGGCAUGACCCUUUUACAAGGAGAUUCAGCAAACCUUGGUGCUGCACUAACCUUCCUGAAAGACACUGUUUUCACACAAACUUAUGGAAGCAGAAUUUCUGAGAAAGUCCCACAGAUCUUGGUAGUCUUGUCUACACAGCGCUCCCGAGAUAGUGUACGGAGUCCUGCUAUUGCUCUCAAAACAGCAGGCGUGGCGCCUCUCGCCAUUGGCGCCAAGAAUGCCGAUGCCAAUGAGAUGAAACUUGUGGCUAUUGACCCUUCAUAUUCCUUUGUUGUCAGUGAUGUUCCUGGAAUUUCUGCAAUAGAGCAGCAGAUUUCGUCCCUGGCAUCUGCCCUCACCGCUGAGGAUGUUGAAACGUUGGUAUCAAAAGUUGAGCAAGAAGAUGUUAGAAGAGAUAUCGUGUUUCUCUUCGAUGGAACAAAUGAUGCUAGAAAUGCAUUGCCUGCAAUCCGAGAGUUUAUUCGAAGAAUAGCAAACAACCUUGAAGUGGAGGAGGACAAAGUUCGUAUUGCUGUCGUGCAAUACAGUGAUGAUGCAAAGACACAUUUCAAGUUGAAUACGUACAAAACACAAAAGGCGGUGGUGAAUGCAGUGAGAAGCAUGAAACCUAAAGGAGGGACAAUCUUAAAGACUGGGGCAGCACUGCAGUUUGUAAAAGACAACGUCUUGAGCACGUCCGCCGGCAGCAGGGUCCAGGAGGGUGUUCCUCAGCUUCUCAUCGUACUGAGCGGUGGAAAGUCUGCAGAUGAUGUGGCCGCUCCAUCCAAAGCGUUAAAGCGGAAGGGCGUGAAGACUUUGAGUAUCGGAAUGAAGAACGUGGAUAAGAGCGAGCUGCUGACUCUUUCUUCGUCUCCAGAGUUCUUUUUUAACCUGACUGAAUUCGGCGAGCUGUUAUCCAUCGAGCCACAGAUUUCAUCCCUGAUUAAAACCAAACUGGGCGGUAAAGAUCCAACUCCAGAGGAAAGCAUCUCUGGGACAAAGGAUGUUGUGUUUCUGAUUGAUGGCUCCGACGACACUGCAGAUGGUUUCCCAGCAAUACUUGAUUUCCUUCAGCGAGUAGUUGAGAGCCUUGAUGUGGACAGAGAUAAAGAUCACGUAGCUUUGGUUCAAUAUAGUAACGAGCCAUCGCCUCAUUUCUACCUGAAUGCACUUUCCACCAAAGACGAGGUGCUUGGCAGUAUAAGGAGCCUCCGGCACAAAGGGGGCAGACCCCUUAACACUGGAGCAGCUCUGCAGUUCGUGAAGGACAACGUCUUCACUCGUUCUGCUGGGAGCAGGUACGGUGAUGGGGUUCCUCAGGUUUUAAUUUUACUGUCUGGUGAAAGGUCGAGAGAUGACAUCAGAGGGGCGGUGAAUGCACUGAAGCAGUCUGGAGUUCUGAUGUUUUCUGUUGGAGUCAAUAAUGCCGACCUCCCAGAGCUGCAGACAAUCUCACACAAGCCCACUUAUGUCUUCGCCGCCUAUGCCUUUAAGGAUCUUCGAGAUGUCCAUGUGCAGCUUCUGCCAGCAGUACGCCAGGCGAUUGAAGAGAAAUAUGGGAUCUCGCAUUUGCCACCGUGGGUCAAAGCUGAAGUAGAAACCGCCAAGAGGGACAUUGUGUUUCUGAUUGAUGGCUCAGAUGACAGUAGAAUGGGAUUCCUGGCAAUGGCUCAGUUUAUGUAUAAUUUGGUGGAAGACUUAAAUGUGGAGGGCGCCAAAGACCACAUAGCUGUGGUUCAGUAUAGCAAUGAGCCCGAAGUCGAUUUCUAUCUGAAUGCCCACACAGCUAAGGAUGACGUCCUACGUGCCAUACAAGGCCUUAGGCAUAAGGGAGGCAGGCCCCUCAACACUGGCGCAGCCUUGGACUUUGUGCAGGACAAGGUUUUCACCUCUUCUGCUGGCAGCAGACAUCUUCAUGGUGUGGCACAGGUCUUGAUCCUGCUGCUGGCUGGGAGGUCGGCAGAUGAUGUCAGCUCCUCGGCAAGUUCUGUUAAAUAUCGUGGAGUGGUACCUUUAGCCAUUGGUGUGAAAAAUGCAGAAAUUGGUGAAUUACAAGCCAUUUCAUUCGAUCCAUCCUACGCAUUAUUCAUUCCUAAUUUUGGUGACCUCUCCACGAUUAAGGAACAGAUAUUGUCCUCAAUGGCUCAAGUGACUGGUCUAACCAGACCAGAGUCACCAACUGUCUUAGUUGAACAAGAAGUGACAAAACGAGAUGUUGUGUUUCUGCUUGAUGACUCUGAUGAUUCGAGGGAUGAAUUUCCUCAGAUCCAGCAAUUUGUUGAAUCAUUUGUAGAGAAUCUGAACGUGGGAAGCAGCAAAGACCGCGUGGCGGUGGUGCAGUACAGCAACGAGCCCACUAGCACAUUUGACCUAAAUUCAUAUUCUACCAAAGAAGAGAUUGUUGGCGCCAUACGUGGCAUGCUACACAAGGGCGGCAGAGAGCGUAACACCGGCGUAGCGCUGCACUUUGUUAAGGACUUUGUCUUUACUCCUGCUGCGGGGAGUCGAAACACACAAGGAGUUCCGCAGAUGUUACUCCUGCUGACUGGCGGCCGAUCCGACGAUGACCUUGGCGACUCAGCAGCUGCUUUAAAGCGACUUGGGGUGGUGCCGUUUGGCAUUGGGACAAGAAAUGCAGAUAAUCUUGAGCUGCAAACAGUCUCCUAUGAUCCCCGCUACGUUCUGUCUGUCAAUGACUUUGGUGAGCUGCCAAAUAUUCAACAGCAGCUUCUCUCCUUUGUGAAUAGGAUCACCAGGCAGAGACCACCGAUAUUGACGACGCCUGGAGUCGAAACAGACGCCGGCAGGAGGGACAUUGUGUUUCUGCUUGAUGGUUCUGAAAACACUAGAAAUUCAUUCCCUGCCAUCCAGGAAUUUGUUAAAACCGUGGCAGAAAAAUUUGACGUUGGGACAAAGAAAGCUCAGAUCUCUGUUGUACAGUACAGCGAUGACCCCGAGGCGAUGUUUUAUCUAAAUUCUCAUCCGACCCAGGAAAGUGUCCUUCGUGCAAUAGCUAGUCUGCAGCACAAAGGCGGCCGAGCUUUAAAUACUGGCAAAGCCCUGCAGUUUGUGAAGGAGAAUGUCUUUAUUACGUCCGCUGGCAGCAGACAUCUCGAGAGCGUCCCCCAGGUUUUAGUUGUCAUAGCUGGUGGCAGGUCAACUGAUGACAUUCAGGAUCCGAUAAGAGCUCUGAAACAGUCCGGGGUUGUGCCCUUUGGCAUUGGCACUGUCAACACUGACACGCUGGAGUUGCAGUCUUUGUCUUACACCCCAAGCUUUGCCUUUUCUGUGGCUGAAUUUGUGGAUCUUCCAAAAAUCGGGCAGCAGUUGUCCUCACUGAUUGCAAGAGUUAAUGUCCAAAGGGAGUUAGAAACACCAGCUGCCAAAGCAGAGGUCGACUCCGUCAAAAGGGAUGUCGUGUUUCUUCUCGAUGGCUCUGACGACGCUAGCAAUACAUUUGCAGCAGUUCGGGACUUUGUUUUAAGUGUCGUACAAAGCCUCGAUGUGGCUGAAAACCGAGACCGAGUGGCUGUUGUCCAGUACAGCAAUACUGCAGCCACGGACUUCCACUUAAACUCCUACUCGACAAAGGAGAGCGUGCUAAAGGCAGUGAGGAAUCUGAAAGCCAAAGGCGGGACGCCCCACUACACCGGAGCGGCGCUGCAGUAUGUGAAGGACAAUCUCUUCACUCCUUCGGCGGGCAGCAGACAUCUAGACGGGGUCCCACAGAUUCUGGUUGUGCUCGCCAGUGAAAGGUCGAGAGACGCCAUUAGAGGCCCUGCCGCUGCCCUGAAAAGACAGGGAGUUGUGACCUUUGGCAUCGGGACCCGCGAUGCUAAUAUUCUCGAGAUGCAGACUCUCUCCACCGAGCCCAGUAACGCUUUCACUGUCUCUGACUUUGGGGACCUGCCCAACAUUCAGCAGCAGCUUCUGAUUAAAGUCGCCAGACAAACGGCGCCGGACUCCUCGGCGGUCCCAGUGGCAUCAGAAGGAGCCAAAAGAGACAUUGUGUUUUUAAUGGAUGGAUCUGAGGAGAACAAAAGCGCAUUCCCUGCACUGCGUGAAUUUGUGACAAAGAUGGUGGAGAAUCUGCUUGUGGCGGGAGACGAGGACCGUGUAGCGGUGGUUCAGUUCAGUGACGUAGCCGAGCCGGCUUUCUACCUUAACACUUACUUAAGAAAGGAGGAGAUCCUAAACUUUGUGCAAGGCCUCCGGCCCAGAGGAGGCAGUCCCCGCAAUACUGGCGCAGCUCUGCACUUUGUAAAGGACAAUGUCUUUGUGCCAUCUGCCGGGAGUCGGCUCCGUGAAGCCGUACCCCAGAUUCUCAUUUUGUUGACGUCUGGAAGGUCGGAAGAUGACAUCCGAGCUUCAGCAAAUGCACUGAAGCAAAUGGGAGUGGUGCCUUUGACAGUGGGAGACAGCAAUGCGGACACCCUUGAACUGCAGAUGGUUGCCUUCGAACCUUCGCAUGCUUUCUCGCUUCCUGAUUUCGACGAUCUUCCAAGAAUCCAGCAGCAGCUCUUGACUUUUGUAAGAGGAGUUGUGGGGCAGGGACGACCAGAAGUGCCGACGGUCUUGGUUGACAGAGAGGGUGCCAAACGAGACAUCGUCUUUCUGCUUGAUGCCUCUGAUGACACCGCCGAUGGAUUCCCCUCAUUGCGUGAAUUUCUAGUGAAAAUUGUGGAACAUCUUGACAUGGAUGGCAAUAGAGAUCGAGUAGCUGUGAUUCAGUAUAGCAAUGAACCAGUAACCAGCUUCUAUCUUAACACAUUCUUAACGAAGCCGGAUGUCCUCGAUGCCUUGAGAGCCCUAAGACACCUUGGGGGCCCACUUCGCAAUGCUGGUAGAGCUCUAGACUUUGUAAAGAAAAACAUCUUUGUACCUUCAGCUGGCAGCAGACACCUUGAUGGAGUCCCACAGGUUUUAAUUUAUGUGUCUGGCGGAAGAUCCCGUGACGAUGUCAGAGCAGCGGUGACUGCUCUGAAGCAGCAGGGAGUCGUGCCAUUUAGUGUCGGAACAAGCGAGGCGGAUACGCUCGAGCUGCAGACGGUCUCCUAUGAUCCUAGCUUUGCCCUGUCGGUGCCAGGCUUUGAUCGACUGGAUUCUGUUGAGCAGCAGUUAUUGUCCAGACUGAAAAGAGUGGACAGGCUGAGAACCCCCGAGCCCCCCGUCUUAGUCGAAAGAGAAGGUGCCGAAAGAGAUGUUGUUUUUCUGGUUGAUGGCUCUGACGAAACUAGAAAUGGAUUUCCUGCAGUUCAAGAAUUUCUCAUAAGGCUGGUCGAGAAACUCGAUGUGCAACCAAACAAAGACCGAGUAUCGGUGGUGCAGUACAGUAACGAUGCAGACGUUCAGUUCUAUCUCAGCACAUAUUUCACAAAGGAAGAUGUCCUUAAUGCCAUAAGGCAGCUGAGACAUAAAGGAGGCAAAGCGCUCAACAUGGGAGCGGCGCUGCACUUUGUUAAGGACAACGUCUUCAUUCCGUCCGCCGGUAGCAGACUCCAUGCCGGCGUACCUCAGGUUCUAACCGUGCUCUCUGCAGGACGGUCCACGGACGACAUUAGAGGGCCUGUGAGCUCCCUAAAAAAACUGGGAGUGGUGCUUUUUGGAAUUGGGAUUCAAAAAGCCGAUACGCUGGAGCUGCAGAUAAUCUCCCACGAUCCUAGCUUUGCAAUGUCUGUCCCGGAGUUUAGCGACCUUGUCGGUAUCCAGCAGCAAUUCUUGUCCACUAUGACAAACAUUCCAGGAGAGAAAAAAAACGAUUUGCAAGGACACUUGGAAGAUGGAAACACAGAUGUGGUGUUUCUGCUUGAUGGCUCAGAUGAUAAUAAAAACGGAUUCAAAGCCAUGUGCGAGUUUAUAAUAAAAGUGGUGGAGAACUUUGAUGUGCAGACAAAGAGAGAUCAGGUUGCGGUGGUCCAGUACAGCGAUGAAGUUGCAGUUCAUUUCUUCCUCAACACGUUCUCCACAAAUGGCGAGGUCAUCAGUGCGAUAAGAAGCAUGCAGCCUAGGGGUGGUGGCCCCCUCAGCACUGGGAAGGCGCUGCAGUUUGUCAAGGACAAGGUGCUGGUUAGUUCUGCGGGCAGCAGGCGGGCUGCUGGGAUUCCCCAGUUUCUAAUUCUGCUGACUAGUGGGAAGUCAAGAGAUGACGUUAGACGUGAAGCACUGGCUUUGAAACGCCUUGGGAUUCUGAGUUUUGGUGUUGGAGCCCAAAAUGCUGAUACUCUUGAAUUGCAGACCAUCUCACACGAUCCAAGUUUUGCUUUGUCAGUAUCUGACGUUGACGACCUUUCAUUAGUUCUGCAACCAUUGUCAUUCUUUAUGAGGCUUUCCAUGCAGAAGCGACCAGAAACGCCGACAUUUGCUGUUGAAUUUCAAGGAUUUCAAAAGGAUGUGGUGUUUGUGUUGGAUGGUUCUGAUGACACUAGAAAUGGAUUCCCUGCAAUGCGCGACUUUAUUCAGGGAGUCGUGGAGACCCUGGACGUGCAGGAAGACAAAGACCGGGUGGCGGUGGUGCAAUACAGCAAUGACCCGGAGGCCAACCUCUUCUUCAACUCGCAUUCCACAAAGGAAGACGUCCUGAAUGCGGUGAGGGGCCUCAGGCACAAAGGCGGCCGGCCUCUGAACACUGGCGCGGCUCUUCAGUUUGUGAGAGACGCCAUCUUGAGCAGCGCUGCGGGCAGCAGACACGGCAGUGGUGUCCCUCAGAUCUUAAUUCUCUUAAGUGCGGGCACAUCUGGAGAUGACAUCACAGGACCCGGCAGCGCACUCCGAGAAAUGGGUGUCGUGUCGUUCGCUGUUGGAAUAAGAAAUGCAGACGACAGAGAACUGCAGGCACUUUCUUAUGGGCCCGACUUUGCUUUCACCACAUCUGAGUUCUCAGAGCUGCCCAACGUCCAGCAGCAGAUUGUAUCUUCAUUGAGAGGAAUUGCUGAGGAAAGCACAGAGGCGCCACUAGUCAGUUUGGCUGCUCCCAUGGAUGUGGUCUUUCUGCUUGACGGUUCUGAUGAUAUUAAAAACACAUUCCCUGUAAUGCGCGAUUUUGUUCAGCGCAUAGUGGAGAUGCUGGAGGUGCAGGAAGACAAAGACCGGGUGGCAGUGGUGCAAUACAGCAACGAGCAAGAUGCCAGCCUCUUCCUCAACACGUACUUCACUAAGGAAGAUGUGCUGAGUGCAGUGCGGGCCAUCAGGCACAAAGGCGGCAGGCCUCUGAACACUGGCGCGGCUCUUCAGUUUGUGAGAGACGCCAUCUUGAGCAGCGCUGCGGGCGGCAGACACGGCAGUGGUGUCCCUCAGAUCUUAGUUCUCUUAAGUGCGGGCACAUCUGGAGAUGAUGUUAGAGCGCCAAGCAGUGCCCUUAAAAGAAGUGGUGUGGUCAUAUUUGCCAUAGGAACCAAAAACACCGACAGUGAAGAACUUCAGAUGCUUUCCCACAAUGCCACUUUUGCGCUCUCUUUAACUAAUUUCUCUGAUCUGCCAAAUGUCCAGGAGCAGUUAGUAAGGUCAAUGAAGGCCAUUUCUAGAAGGAGGGCCUCACAGUCACCGCUCAUUCCAGUGGGUGUGGAUGGCACUCAAAGAGAUGUGGUCUUUCUGCUCGAUGGUUCCAGUGACACUAGAAACGCAUUCCCCGCAAUGCGUGACUUUGUUCGAAGGAUAGUGGAGACUCUGGAUGUGCAGGAAAACCAGGAUCGUGUAGCAGUGGUGCAAUACAGCAAUGACCAGGAUGCCAGGCUAUUCUUAAAUACGCAUUUCAGUAAGGAAGAUGUGCUCAAUGCCAUCCGAGGCCUCAGGCACAAAGGAGGCAGGCCUCUAAACACGGGCGCGGCGCUGCGCUUUGUCAAGGACAGCGUCUUCAGCAGCUCUGCCGGCAGCAGGCCUGCUGACGUCCCGAAGAUCCUAAUUGUGUUAAGUGGGGGACCGUCUGCAGAUGAUGUUCAGCGCCCUUCUGCUGCUCUCAAACAAAAGGGAGUUUUGUCAUUUAGCAUCGGAGCCAGAAGUGCAGAUGACCCGGAGCUCCAAGCACUUUCUUACCACCCUGACUAUGCUCUCCGUGUGCCUGACUUGUCCGACCUUCCGAGCAUCCAGCAAGCGCUGGUAUCCACUUUAAGGACGCUUUCCAAGAAGAGGCAGCUGAGACCGCCAACCGUCACGGGUGUCCAGCGAGAUAUUGUGUUUUUACUUGACGGUUCUGAUGAUAAUCGAAAUGGAUUUCCAGCAGUCCGUGAUUUUGUCCAAAGAGUCGUUCAAAACAUGGAAGUGGGUGAAAACAAUGACCAGGUGGCUGUGGUGCAAUUCAGCAAUGACCCGGCCGCUAAUUUCUAUCUAAACACUCACUCGACCAAAGAUGACGUUGUGAAUGCCAUACGAAGUCUGAGACACAAAGGUGGCAGACCCCUCAACACGGGGAAGGCGCUUGAAUUUGUCAAGGACAAUGUCUUCAAUCCUUCAGCAGGCAGCAGGCGUCUCCGGGGCGUCCCACAGUUUUUGAUCCUGCUGACCGCAGGGAAAUCGAGGGAUAACGUCCAGAGUGGGGCCUCAGCCUUGAAGGGCCUUGGAGUCGUGCCUUUGGCCAUUGGCACCAGGAACACAGACGCCGAGAGCUGCAGAGUAUCUCAUUGUCCCCUGCGUAUGUCAUUUCUGUGUCGGACUUCGCCGACCUUCCAAAUGUUCAGCAGCAGUUGGAGUCUGUCACGUUACAGAUUCCUGAAGUGGCGCUGCCAUCUUCCAAAUGUUCAAAGUGUGAGGAAGCCUAAUCAGAUACGGUACCCACUUGUGAGGUAUUACGCUUGGCUUGUCAGCGAGCUCUCCUUCGACAUCAGGGAGUGUGAACUUGUAAGUGUGAAAUGUGUCCAGCGAGAUAUUGUGUUUUUACUUGACGGUUCUGAUGAUAAUCGAAAUGGAUUUCCAGCAGUCCGUGAUUUUGUCCAAAGAGUCGUUCAAAACAUGGAAGUGGGUGAAAACAAUGACCAGGUGGCUGUGGUGCAAUUCAGCAAUGACCCGGCCGCUAAUUUCUAUCUAAACACUCACUCGACCAAAGAUGACGUUGUGAAUGCCAUACGAAGUCUGAGACACAAAGGUGGCAGACCCCUAAACACGGGGAAGGCGCUUGAAUUUGUCAAGGACAAUGUCUUCAAUCCUUCAGCAGGCAGCAGGCGUCUCCGGGGCGUCCCACAGUUUUUGAUCCUGCUGACCGCAGGGAAAUCGAGGGAUAACGUCCAGAGUGGGGCCUCAGCCUUGAAGGGCCUUGGAGUCGUGCCUUUGGCCAUUGGCACCAGGAACACAGACGCCGAGAGCUGCAGAGUAUCUCAUUGUCCCCUGCGUAUGUCAUUUCUGUGUCGGACUCACGACCUUCCAAAUGUUCAGCAGCAGUUGGAGUCUGUCACGUUACAGAUUCCUGAAGUGGUGACAGCAGAAACGCCAACGGUCACAGCAGGCAGCAGGCGCUCCGGGCGUCCACAGUUUUUGAUCCUGCUGACCGCAGGGAAAUCGAGGGAUAACGUCCAGAGUGGGGCCUCAGCCUUGAAGGGCCUUGGAGUCGUGCCUUUGGCCAUUGGCACCAGGAACACAGACGCCGAGAGCUGCAGAGUAUCUCAUUGUCCCCUGUAUGUCAUUUCUGUGUCGGACUUCGCCGACCUUCCAAAUGUUCAGCAGCAGUUGGAGUCUGUCACGUUACAGAUUCCUGAAGUGGUGACAGCAGAAACGCCAACGGUCACAGGGAAAUCGAGGGAUAACGUCCAGAGUGGGGCCUCAGCCUUGAAGGGCCUUGGAGUCGUGCCUUUGGCCAUUGGCACCAGGAACACAGACGCCCGAGAGCUGCAGAGUAUCUCAUUGUCCCCUGCGUAUGUCAUUUCUGUGUCGGACUUCGCCGACCUUCCAAAUGUUCAGCAGCAGUUGGAGUCUGUCACGUUACAGAUUCCUGAAGUGGUGACAGCAGAAACGCCAACGGUCACAGUUCGACCAAUUGGUCGCAUGAACAUUUUGAAACAGGGAUUCCAAUCUCAAGGUGCUGCCAUCUUCCAAAUGUUCAAAGUGUGUCCAGCGAGAUAUUGUGUUUUACUUGACGGUUCUGAUGAUAAUCGAAAUGGAUUUCCAGCAGUCCGUGAUUUUGUCCAAAGAGUCGUUCAAAACAUGGAAGUGGGUGAAAACAAUGACCAGGUGGCUGUGGUGCAAUUCAGCAAUGACCCGGCCGCUAAUUUCUAUCUAAACACUCACUCGACCAAAGAUGACGUUGUGAAUGCCAUACGAAGUCUGAGACACAAAGGUGGCAGACCCCUCAACACGGGGAAGGCGCUUGAAUUUGUCAAGGACAAUGUCUUCAAUCCUUCAGCAGGCAGCAGGCGUCUCCGGGGCGUCCCACAGUUUUUGAUCCUGCUGACCGCAGGGAAAUCGAGGGAUAACGUCCAGAGUGGGGCCUCAGCCUUGAAGGGCCUUGGAGUCGUGCCUUUGGCCAUUGGCACCAGGAACACAGACGCCGAGAGCUGCAGACAGCAGUUGGAGUCUGUCACGUUACAGAUUCCUGAAGUGGUGACAGCAGAAACGCCAACGGUCACAGGUGUCCAGCGAGAUAUUGUGUUUUUACUUGACGGUUCUGAUGAUAAUCGAAAUGGAUUUCCAGCAGUCCGUGAUUUUGUCCAAAGAGUCGCUCAAAACAUGGAAGUGGGUGAAAACAAUGACCAGGUGGCUGUGGUGCAAUUCAGCAAUGACCCGGCCGCUAAUUUCUAUCUAAACACUCACUCGACCAAAGAUGACGUUGUGAAUGCCAUACGAAGUCUGAGACACAAAGGUGGCAGACCCCUCAACACGGGGAAGGCGCUUGAAUUUGUCAAGGACAAUGUCUUCAAUCCUUCAGCAGGCAGCAGGCGCCUCCGGGCGCCCACAGUUUUUGAUCCUGCUGACCGCAGGGAAAUCGAGGAUAACGUCCAGAUGCUUGGAAUGCCAAAAGUUAAACAAGGUGAACUAACCCCAAGGCGCGAAUUUGUAAAGGGACAAUGCCCAAUCUUAAGGCGGAAAGCGCCGCCCAGGUUUGAUCUGGUGAACAGGAAAUGGGCGCCAGAUCCUCAGCUUAAGGGUGAGUCGGUUUUGGCCAUUGGCACCAGGAACACAGACGCCCGAGAGCUGCAGAGUAUCUCAUUGUCCCCGCGUGAUGUCAUUUCUGUGUCGGACUCACCGAUUCCAAAUGUUCAGCAGCAGUUGGAGUCUGUCACGCUACAGAUUCCUGAAGUGGUGACAGCAGAAACGCCAACGGUCACAGUUCGACCAAUUGGUCGCAUGAACAUUUUGAAACAGGGAUUUCAAUCAAGGCGCCAUCAUCUUCCAAAUGUUCAAAGUGUGAGGAAGCCUAAUCAGAUAUGGUACCCCCUUGUGCAGGUAUUACGCUUGGCUUGUCAGCGAGCUCUCCUUCGACAUCAGGAGUGUGAACUUGUGUCCAGCGAGAUAUUGUGUUUUUACUUGACGGUUCUGAUGAUAAUCGAAAUGGAUUUCCAGCAGUCCGUGAUUUUGUCCAAAGAGUCGUUCAAAACAUGGAACAGGCAGCAGGCGCCUCCGGGCCCCACAGUUUUUGAUCCUGCUGACCGCAGGGAAAUCGAGGAUAACGCCCAGAGUGGGGCCUCAGCCUUGAAGGGCCUUGGAGUCGUGCCUUUGGCCAUUGGCACCAGGAACACAGACGCCCGAGAGCUGCAGAGUAUCUCAUUGUCCCCUGCGUAUGUCAUUUCUGUGUCGGACUUCGCCGACCUUCCAAAUGUUCAGCAGCAGUUGGAGUCUGUCACGUUACAGAUUCCUGAAGUGGUGACAGCAGAAACGCCAACGGUCACAGGUGUCCAGCGAGAUAUUGUGUUUUUACUUGACGGUUCUGAUGAUAAUCGAAAUGGAUUUCCAGCAGUCCGUGAUUUUGUCCAAAGAGUCGUUCAAAACAUGGAAGAACACAGACGCCGAGAGCUGCAGAGUAUCUCAUUGUCCCCUGCGUAUGUCAUUUCUGUGUCGGACUUCGCCGACCUUCCAAAUGUUCAGCAGCAGUUGGAGUCUGUCACGUUACAGAUUCCUGAAGUGGUGACAGCAGAAACGCCAACGGUCACAGGUGUCCAGCGAGAUAUUGUGUUUUUACUUGACGGUUCUGAUGAUAAUCGAAAUGGAUUUCCAGCAGUCCGUGAUUUUGUCCAAAGAGUCGCUCAAAACAUGGAACAGGCAGCAGGCGCUCCGGGCGCCCCACAGUUUUUGAUCCUGCUGACCGCAGGGAAAUCGAGGGAUAACGUCCAGAGUGGGGCCUCAGCCUUGAAGGGCCUUGGAGUCGUGCCUUUGGCCAUUGGCACCAGGAACACAGACGCCCGAGAGCUGCAGAGUAUCUCAUUGUCCCCUGCGUAUGUCAUUUCUGUGUCGGACUUCGCCGACCUUCCAAAUGUUCAGCAGCAGUUGGAGUCUGUCACGUUACAGAUUCCUGAAGUGGUGACAGCAGAAACGCCAACGGUCACAGGUGUCCAGCGAGAUAUUGUGUUUUUACUUGACGGUUCUGAUGAUAAUCGAAAUGGAUUUCCAGCAGUCCGUGAUUUUGUCCACAGAGUCGCUCAAAACAUGGAAGUGGGUGAAAACAAUGACCAGGUGGCUGUGGUGCAAUUCAGCAAUGACCCGGCCGCUAAUUUCUAUCUAAACACUCACUCGACCAAAGAUGACGCUUGUGAAUGCCAUACAAGUCUGAGACACAAAGGUGGCAGACCCCUCAACACGGGGAAGGCGCUUGAAUUUGUCAAGGACAAUGUCUUCAAUCCUUCAGCAGGCAGCAGGCGUCUCCGGGCGCCCACAGUUUUUGAUCCUGCUGACCGCAGGGAAAAUCGAGGGAUAACGUCCAGAGAACACAGACGCCGAGAGCUGCAGAGUAUCUCAUUGUCCCCUGCGUAUGUCAUUUCUGUGUCGGACUUCGCCGACCUUCCAAAUGUUCAGCAGCAGUUGGAGUCUGUCACGUUACAGAUUCCUGAAGUGGUGACAGCAGAAACGCCAACGGUCACAGGUGUCCAGCGAGAUAUUGUGUUUUUACUUGACGGUUCUGAUGAUAAUCGAAAUGGAUUUCCAGCAGUCCGUGAUUUUGUCCAAAGAGUCGUUCAAAACAUGGAAGUGGGUGAAAACAAUGACCAGGUGGCUGUGGUGCAAUUCAGCAAUGACCCGGCCGCUAAUUUCUAUCUAAACACUCACUCGACCAAAGAUGACGCUUGUGAAUGCCAUACAAGUCUGAGACACAAAGGUGGCAGACCCCUCAACACGGGGAAGGCGCUUGAAUUUGUCAAGGACAAUGUCUUCAAUCCUUCAGCAGGCAGCAGGCGUCUCCGGGGCGUCCCACAGUUUUUGAUCCUGCUGACCGCAGGGAAAUCGAGGGAUAACGUCCAGAGAACACAGACGCCCGAGAGCUGCAGAGUAUCUCAUUGUCCCCUCGUAUGUCAUUUCUGUGUCGGACUUCCGACCUUCCAAAUGUUCAGCAGCAGUUGGAGUCUGUCACGCUUACAGAUUCCUGAAGUGGUGACAGCAGAAACGCCAACGGUCACAGGUGUCCAGCGAGAUAUUGUGUUUUUACUUGACGGUUCUGAUGAUAAUCGAAAUGGAUUUCCAGCAGUCCGUGAUUUUGUCCAAAGAGUCGUUCAAAACAUGGAAGUGGGUGAAAACAAUGACCAGGUGGCUGUGGUGCAAUUCAGCAAUGACCCGGCCGCUAAUUUCUAUCUAAACACUCACUCGACCAAAGAUGACGUUGUGAAUGCCAUACGAAGUCUGAGACACAAAGGUGGCAGACCCCUCAACACGGGGAAGGCGCUUGAAUUUGUCAAGGACAAUGUCUUCAAUCCUUCAGCGGGCAGCCGAAUUCGGGAAGGAGUUCCUCAGUUCCUGAUCGUUCUUGUAGGUGGCACUUCCACCGAUGACGUGCGCGGCCCAGCGGUGACCCUCAAGCAGUCCAAGGUUGUGCCGUUUGGAAUCGGAACUGGGAAUGCCAAAACGAGCGAGCUGCAGACCAUUUCCUAUAAUCCCAACUUUUCCUUCAAAGUGAACGACUUCUCCAAUUUGUUUGACAUUCAACAGCAGUUUAUAAAUUCGUUAACAGAGCUGUCUGUUGAGGAUAUCGAAAAAUCUGGGCCUGUUUAUCCAACGGAAGAGCCCGACAGAGGUGUAUUUGGUGAAAAACGGGACAUCGUCUUCUUAGUUGACGGCAGCAACAAUGUGAGAAACGAGUUUGGUGCCAUCCGUGACAUGAUCUCAAAAGUAGUGAAACGGGUAGACGUGGGCUUGAACAAAGUGCGAGUGUCGCUGGUGCAGUACAGCGAUCAGCCCAAGGUCGAGUUCCUGCUCAACGAGUUCUCAACAAGAGACGAAGUGCUGAACGCCCUGAACAGGAUGAGGGGCAGAGGCGGAAACGUCGUAAACACGGGCAGAGCCCUGGAAUACGUGGGAAGAAAUGUCUUCCAGAGGGCGGGCGGCAGCCGAAUUGAAGAAGGGGUUCCUCAAGUCCUCGUCGUGGUGACUGGCAGCCCGUCUUCUGACGACGUCUCUGGCCCCGCCGAACAGCUCAAAUUAAGCAAUGUGGCCCCUCUGGCUGUUGGAGCCAAGAACGCCGACACAAAGGAACUGAGGACCAUCUCGCUCCUGCCGGAUCAGUCUUUUGUCGUGAGGGAAAUCCGUGAUCUGCAAAACCUCGAUGACCAAGUGGUGGAUGCUGUGACAACGGUGAAGAUAACUGACCGGCCUGCGCCUACGCAAAUAAUCAUCCCAGACCUUGGGAAGAAGGAUAUCAUCUUCCUUAUCGACGGCUCUACCAACGUCGGCCCACAAGGCAUCGUGCACAUCCGCGAUUUCAUGCUGCAGGUCCUUCAGCAGCUCGACAUCAGCCCCGAUCAGAUUCGUGUCGGCGUUGUCCAGUACAGCAACACCCAGAAGACGGAGUUCUCCCUCGGGACGCACACCAACAAAAAUGCCGUUAUAAAUGCAGUGAGGAGGCUUCGUCAGCUAGGGGGCUCUCCUGCCAACCUCGCCCAGGGCAUCGAGUAUGUUUUGCGAAAUGAACUUCGAGAUUCCGCCGGAGCCCGGCCCUCAGUUGCCUCACAGCACCUGGUGGUCCUCACGGGUGGCAGCUCCUCCACUGAUGUCAGCAAUUAUGGCAACAUACUAAGAGGCUCCAAUGUGAACUGCAUUGGCAUCGGAUCACGGGAGGCUGACUUCAACCAGCUAGGUGCCAUCGCCACCAGUCCUGAUGACGUCCUCAGAGUGAAUAACUUGCAGGCUCUCAUCAAUAUCCCGGAGCGAGUCCUGGUACGACUCAGUAAAGGAAGCAUACCCACCGAGGCGCCAGAUAUAGAUGUGCCAGUACCGGAGAUUAAACCCAAAAUUGCGGACAUUGUGUUCCUCGUGGAUGGCACAAUUAAUUUUGGUCGGGACAAUUUCAAAGAGGUGAUGCAGUUCAUAAUCGGAUUGAUCGACUCCAUCUACGAUGAGAAGGACUCCAUUCAGAUCAGUUUGGCUCAGUACGCUACAGACGUAAAGGACGAGUUUCUCCUCAACACCCACAAGACCAAAGAUGACAUCAUAGAGGCCAUUGAGAAAACAAACUACCGCGGGGGCAACAAGCUGAACACGGGUGCAGCCAUCAAGCACAUUCAGGAUAAGCACUUCAUCAAGCCCUCUGGAAGCAGGCGAGACCAAGGCGUGCCACAGAUUGCCUUCGUCGUGACCGGUGGGAAGUCCCUGGAUGACGGCCAGAAGGCGGCUAUGGGGCUUAAGGCGGAGGGCUACCGCGUAUACGCAGUUGGCGUGGGCAAUGUGGAAGAUGAAAUCAAUAAGCUUGGCAGCGAAAGCACCACCGUGUUCAGAGCAGUAAAUGUCCAGGAGCUUAGUGAGCUCAACGAGCAGAUCCUAGAAACACUGGUGGACGACAUGAAGGGCAUCAAGCUGUGCACUGGCACCAAAGACAUUGUCAAAGAAUGCAAUCUCGAGGUCCUAGUAGGAUUCGAUGUGACUAACGUGAGUCCUGGAUCCAGCAUUUUUGUAGAACAGAAGGGACUGGAGUCCAAGGUGGAAGCUGCACUCCAGAGGAUUUCACAAAUGAGACCAACCAGCUGCUCUGGGACUCAGGUGCCCACCGUCCGAGUUGGCAUACUGGCAUUAAAUGCAGCCGGACAGAAAUCAGUAUUUGACCUUGCUGCUUAUAAGCCUGAGCUGGUGGAGAAGUUCAGAGGUCUGCGCACAAAGGGACCUUACAUCCUGGCCUCCAGAACGAUUAACGCCUACAGAGAUCAGUUCAAGAGCAGCGGCACGGCGGGCUCCGUUAAAGUGGUCAUUCAUUUCACCGAUGGUGCAGAUGAGCAGCUGGCUGACAUCAGGAAAUCCCUCGAAGCCAUGCGCAGUGAAGACGUGAGUGCCUUCGUCUUGGUGGGCCUGGAGAGGGCAACUGGCUUCGAUGAUCUGGUGUCGCUGGAGUUCGGCCGUGGCUUCCGCUACAGCAAACCUCUUCGGAUAAACCAGCUGGAUCUGGAUUAUGAGCUGCUGGAGGAACUGGACAACAUUGCCGAGCGAGCCUGCUGCGGUGUCCCGUGCAAGUGCUCUGGUCAGCGAGGAGACAGAGGCCUGCCGGGGCCAGUGGGCACAAAGGGAGGACCAGGAGGACCAGGAUACCGAGGCCAUCCGGGAGAUGAAGGCAGCCCGGGUGAGCGAGGCCCCCCAGGAGUGAAUGGAACGCAAGGCUUCCAAGGCUGUCCUGGACAAAGAGGCGUCAAAGGCUCCCGUGGCUACUCUGGAGAGAAGGGUCAAGAGGGAGAAAUUGGUUUGGAUGGAAUCGACGGAGAGGAGGGAGACCGGGGACUGCCAGGCCCUCCAGGAGAGAAGGGAGGCUCCGGUGGACGGGGUUCAAAGGGUGCCAAAGGAGAGAGUGGCGAAAGGGGAGAGAGCGGCCUGCGCGGAGAUCCGGGGACCCCAGGAACAGAAAACACCCAGAGAGGACUGAAGGGGCAGAAAGGAGACAUGGGGCCGAUGGGUGAGCCUGGUGAAGAUGGCAUCAAGGGGACACCCGGGGUUCCUGGAAAGAGGGGUUCUGACGGUAGAAGGGGGCCUUCUGGACCACAGGGUGUCUCUGGGGCACCAGGACCUCAGGGCUCAGCUGGAGACUCAGGAACAAGAGGAACUCAGGGCACGCUGGGCCCCACGGGCGCUCCUGGGAUCCGAGGAGAGAACGGCAAUCCAGGCCCGAGGGGUGUUGCUGGUCCUGUUGGCCCCUCAGGUGAACGUGGCCGACGUGGUCCUAAUGGAAGGAAGGGAGAACCGGGCGAUCCAGGAGACAAAGGAGUGGGCGGUCCACAGGGUCCCAGAGGAGAAUCGGGUGAAGAUGGAAGGGAUGGCUUUGGCACAUCAGGACUGAAAGGAAGAAAGGGGGACUCGGGCUUCCCAGGAUACCAAGGCCUCAAGGGAGAAGCUGGAGACGGUGGAACAAAAGGAGCUGCUGGUCCGAAAGGAAACCGCGGCAGACGGGGGAACGCAGGGGACGUCGGGCCUGACGGACAAAAGGGAGAGCGAGGCUACCCAGGACCUUACGGUCAGAAAGGACCACGGGGUGCAGGCAUAGCGCAAUGUGACCUUGUGAAGAACAUACGGGACAAAUGCCCUUGCUGCUACGGCUCCCAGGAGUGCCCCCUGUACCCAACUGAGUUGGCAUUCGUUGUUGAUUCCUCACAAGGAGUGCCCAGGGAGGUGUUUAACCGCAUGAAACGCACCAUCCUCAGCAUUGUCAACAAUCUGACGAUCACGGAGAGCAACUGUCCCCGAGGGGCGAGGGUGGCGCUGCUCUCCUUCAACAACGAGGUCGCCACGGAAAUCCGCUUUGCCGACAACCUGAAGAAGAAGCCCCUGGUCCAGAAGAUCGAGGAGCUGCAGUACCUGGCGACGACCAAGGAGCGCAGUCUGGAGACGGCCAUGCACUUCGUGGCUCGCAACACAUUCAAGCGAGUGCGCAGCGGCUUCCUCAUGAGGAAGGUGGCCAUCUUCUUCACUGGGGCGCCCGUCAAGAGCUCCGCUACGCUGGGCACGGCCGCCAUGAAGCUGUACGAUUCUGGCAUCUCUACCGUCUUCCUCACUCCCCGGGAUGACCGGGUGCUCGCCCAGGCUGUGCAGAUCAAUGGAACUGGCAUGGCGCAAGUUCUCACGCUUCCUGCUCCAGAAGGCCAGUUUAACCAGGCCCUCAAGAAGGUGGUCAACUGCCACGUCUGCCUGGAUUUCUGCAGCCCGGAUGCUUCUUGUGACUUUGUUCCCCCCGUGUCAUCAAGAGAGAGAAGAUCUUCAACGUUUGACGUGGACAUCGAUAUCGCCUUCAUCCUGGACAGUUCAGAGACCACCACCCCCCUCCAGUUUCUGGAAAUGAAGCGCUACAUCGCCAGCAUGGUGGACCACAUGGAGAUCACCGCCGACCCCAAAGCAUCAGAGCAUCACGCCAGGGUGGCCGUCGUCCAGCACGCACCCUUCGAGUUCAAACGGAACCGCAGCUCGACUCCCGCCAGGGUGGAGGUGGGCCUGACCGACUAUUCGUCUAAGGAGGGCAUUAAGGACUUUCUCGCCAACACGAUGACUCAGCUGGAAGGAGUGCGGGCCUUGGAUCGCGCCAUCGAGUACACCGUCGAGGACUUGUUUCACAAAGUGCCACACCCUCGUCCUUUGAAGGUCAUCGUGCUGAUGGUGACAGGAGAGAUACCUGAAGGUGACCUGGGACGGCUGCAGAAGACCGUGGUGGAGGCCAAGUGCAGAGGCUUCUUCAUCGUGGUGCUCGGAAUUGGCAAGCAAGCGAGUGUCAAGGACCUGUCCGGCUUGGCCAGCGAGCCCGCCGAUGUCUUCUUCAAGAAAGUGGAGAAGGUGUCCUUCUUUUAUGAGGAGCGCCUGCAGCGGUUUGCCCGUUUAAUUCCAAAGUUUAUCAGUGCUGAGAACGCCUUUUACCUUCCGAUGGAGGUGCGUAAGCAUUGCGAUUGGUUCCAGAGCGAUGACCCGAUGAAGACCCCCUUCAGACCGCCACACAAGCAGGAGAACGUCAAAGAAACAAUCCCGACGGAGCCCGUCAGUAGGCACCAAGAGCCCAAGAGCGCCACCCUGCACGCCACGAACGUGACCGCAGACAGCGCAGUACUGCAGUGGGCGAAGCUGGAGGAGAAGGCGGACGCGCGCUAUGAGGUGACGGUGACCAAAGUGGCCGACCAGGCACUGGUGCUGAGGAAGAACGUCACAGAGAGCGAGCUCUUCAUCCGCGACCUCGAGAGCAGCCAGGAAUACCGAGUGCUCGUCACCGAGUACGUGGCCGGCGAGCUCAGAGCUCUGCACCGAGGGACGGUGACAACCGGACGAGCUGAGAAGGUGACUGCCAGAGGAGAUGCCGAAGCGGGCGUGAACGCCAGUGCGGUGCCACAGGAGACUCCAGGAAAGCCGGACACGCAGCCGGUGGACAACGCAACAGCCGCUUGGGGGCUUACCGAUCCGUGCACUCUGAACUUUGACCCCGGAGCGCAGUGCAAAGACUAUCAGGCUAAGUGGUUCUUUGACACCAAAAGCGGGAUCUGUACCCAGUUCUGGUACGGAGGGUGUGGCGGGAAUGCCAAUAGAUUUGAAUCUGAGGCCGAGUGCGUUAAGCACUGCUUGAGACCAUCCGCCGAGAGCAGCAUGCCGGCCCCCCGACUGGAGGACGUCCGCUUCCCAGAUUUCUGCCAGCUUGACAAAGUCGAAGGACCAUGUGCCAACUUCACCCUGAGGUGGCACUACGAUGUGAAACUGAAGGAGUGCACGCGAUUCUGGUACGGAGGAUGUGACGGAAAUGACAACCGCUUUGAGACUCAAGAGGAGUGCGAGAAGACCUGCGUCUCAGGACAAGUCAUGGCUGGAGUCGUCGGAGCCAUCGGCACAUAAGCCUCAAGACGGAGCAAUCAACAGUUACCUCUGGAGAAGGCAGGAGACGAGCCCGUCGAGGGUCCACGAUAGCCCCCCUCUCUUUACUCACAAAGGCUGCAUGGUGUAUCUUCUGGUGCUGGCACUCCGGUGUCUCCUAUGUAUCGUAUCGCGUCUCCGCCCGUCGGUGGCUGUGCAGCGGCGAGGAGGGUCCGAGUCCUCGUCUCGCUACCCGUUUGUCGUCUUCGCUCCUCUAGCUUAGUGGCGCCUCAGUGGGGGGCUCGUCACGGUGUUUACAGCUCGAAAUGCACUACUGGGACGCACCUCUGCGAGACCCCCACUUCCAGUCCUUACAAAUGGAAUGUACUUCUUUUUCUUCUUCUUCUUCUUAGCGGGGCUUUCAUUUUUGUUUGUUUGUUUGUUUGUUUUCUUUUUUGUGACGGGGAAGGGGCGGACUUUCUAAUAAAAAGACGUCAUUUGGACA
Molecule: messenger RNA, 23246 nt
Organism: Polypterus senegalus (gray bichir)
Lineage: Eukaryota; Metazoa; Chordata; Cladistia; Polypteriformes; Polypteridae
Gene: col6a3
Product: collagen, type VI, alpha 3
Exons: 81
Coding region: 194-22783 (7529 amino acids)
Molecular function (GO): serine-type endopeptidase inhibitor activity; protein binding
Source: RefSeq, a predicted model, not a curated record